CGCCUCGCCCUCUCACUCUCCUCCUCCCCUCCCGGCUCUUUCACAGCCCCCCUUUCCCUUGCCGUCCCCACCGCAUCUCCCCUGUCCAGCUGGGCGGGGACUGCUUUACGACUCUGUAAAGUCUGUGAGUCACUGCACAACCCAUCAAUCCAAUUAAAUGUCUUGAGCUAGCCGAGCAGGCGGUGCUGCUGCCGCGGCCGCUCGCCCCGCCGCGGCCGCCCCUGCACGCAGCGCCCCUCUGAUCCAUGGCUGUCUGUCUGUACUUGUUACGGUGUAACCUCCUCCUCCGCCUCCUCCGCCUCCUCCUUGGGAGCCGCUGCAACUUCCCCUCAGCCAGCCUCCUCCUCCGCUUGGGGACUGCAAAGGCAUGGGAUAGACAUAGAGCCACUUCUGUCACUCCUCCAGCCCUCGCUCAGUCUCCCCCCUUUAAAUUAAAGUCUGAUCCUUGCUUCUCAUCGUUUUAGAGGUUUAUUUGUCAGUCUUUUUAUUUCCCCGGAUUUUAUUUUCCCUUCCUGGGACAGGGGGGUCGCAGGGGCCGGUGGGCUUAUUUUAGGGAAGGGGCUUUCUCCUCCAUCCCCUCGUUGCUCCUCGUCCCUUUUCGGCAGUGACUUGGUUUCCCUGCUCCGCUCCACUCCCACCCCUCGAACUCACCGUCCUGCACUCUAGUGACGCACCGACACCCCCCGCCCACAGCCCAGACGUCCCCUCCCUCGCUGCCACCCCGACCCGUCUCGGAGCUGGACCGGGUGCCGACUUCGCUGAAGGGACUUUGGGUUUGGCGGCUCAGGAUGUUUGAGUGAGGAAAUAGCCUCUGCUAGCCUGCUUGAAGACACUCGUCACACGUCAUAGCUUCUUUUUUCUUCAAACUGGGUAGCUCUGUGAGGAAAAGGCAUCAUUCUGAGUCAUUAGUGCUACUGUGAAUGCCUCGUUUUUAUAAUUUUUAGUGUCAGCAUGGGCACUUCUGGACCCUUCAGCAGCCAGUAGUCACACCAGUUGUCACACAGGACGGUGUGGUUGAGGAGACCCGGGACUCUUAUUAGGAGCCUUUCACUUGAGAGCUGUUAACUAGUGACACGGGCAUACAGAAACGUGCACAGGUCCUGAGUGUGCAGGCCAGUGACUCAUCGAACAGCAGACGCCAGCCUCUUCACCCUGGUGAGGACGUAGAGUGAGACCCACUCCCGGGGAGCCCAGAGCCCCACUAGGAGCUACCCUUCCCUGACGGCAGACACCAAGACUGAGCUCUACCCUGUAAACCGACUGUUGAGACAACAUGUCACUUAAUCGUGAAGCCCGCUACACUCCUGAGAAAGGAAAACCCUGGAUUUCUACUUGUCACUUACUGGUCCAAAAGGAAAUUGGAACAAGCUCUUGAAAAUGUACACAAGAUAUAUGUUGGGGAAAGGAGGAAAACGGAAGUUUGACGAGCAUGAAGAUGGGCUGGAAGGCAAAAUCGUGUCCCCGUCAGACGGUCCGUCCAAGGUGUCUUACACCUUACAGCGCCAGACUAUCUUCAACAUUUCCCUUAUGAAGCUCUACAACCACAGGCCCCUCACCGAGCCCAGCCUGCAAAAGACCGUGCUCAUCAACAACAUGUUGCGGCGCAUCCAGGAGGAGCUGAAGCAGGAGGGCAGCCUGCGGCCCGCGUUCCCCGCCUCCGCGCCGCCCGCCGCUGCCGCCGACCCGCUGGGCUCCAGCUCCCGGGAGGCGCCGCCCGCCUUCAGCCAGCCCGCUCCCGCGCCCUGCGAGCUGGGCGGCGCCGCGGCCCUGGAGGCCUGCCUCACCCCCGCCUCGCUGCUCGAGGACGACGACCCGGACACGUUUUGCACUUCGUCGCCGGCUGCCCCCGCCAGACUCGCGCCUCCCGCCCUCCUCCCGCCGGAAAAGGACAGCUUCUCCUCCGCCCUGGACGAGAUCGAGGAGCUCUGUCCCACAUCUACCUCCACGGAGGCCGCGGAGGCCGACGGCCCGAAAGGGGACUCCUCCUCCGGGGGGCCUGGCGCUCCUCAGAGACCCGAGGGGCUGCAGGAGGGCGGCCGGCCCGAGGACCCGAAACUGAUGGACUCCCUGCCUGGCAACUUUGAGAUCACCGCGUCCACGGGCUUCCUCACAGACUUGACCCUGGACGACAUCCUGUUCGCCGACAUUGACACGUCCAUGUACGACUUCGACCCCUGCACGUCCGCGUCGGGGACCGCCUCCAAGAUGUCCCCCGUAUCGGCCGAUGACCUCCUCAAGACGCUGGCCCCCUACAGCAGCCAGCCCGUCGCCCCGAGCCAGCCUUUCAAGAUGGACCUCACCGAGCUGGACCACAUCAUGGAAGUGCUGGUUGGGUCCUGAGCCCCGGGGCCCCCGUACCUGCUCCCCACCCCACCCCACCCCCCGCACCCCGACAGCUCUCCGCACUGUGCAUGCACCCUUGCUUGCCUUUUUCUGAGAAGAACAUUCUACAAAAGGAUCACACUAGUUUUUGCUUUGAGCAGAGUUGGAGUGCCUUCAUCCAAGUAUGACCACUUUUAAUACGCUUUUUUUGAGUGGUUCCUCAGAGACCUACUACCCGGGAAUAAGAAAGAAUACAUUUGAAGACGAUGUGGCUGUGUUGAAUGACAAAAACAGUUCAAGUGAAGCACAAGGAAUAAGUUGGGAAAGCUGUAAAUUGCAUGUGCAUAUUUGUCUAUUUUUUCUAUAAGUUUUAUUGCAAGAGUUAAAAAAAAAAAGAAUAUAUAUAUAUAUAUUAUUUAGAUAAUCUCAGUACCUUUUCCGGCAUUUUCGCCCUGUAUAGGUUGACUUGGCAAUUCAGCCUUUUUAGAGGCAUUAACUACUCCUCGUAAGUGUUGCAUUUACAUGGCUGUUUAGAAACUGCUGCCCAAAUUUAUUUUAUAUUUUUGUACAGAUUCUGCAGUUUAUGAUAUUGUUUUUCUAAAAACAAAUGCUGUUUAUACAUAUGAGAUAGCUAUUUUGAUAGGAUUUGCUCACAUAGUUCCUGCAAACUUCAGAUGUACAAGUUGCACUUGUACUUUUAUAGAGUUGUAAUGUUUUAUAUGUGUUUGGUGCAAAGAGAAAAUUGGAUCAAAUCAAUCCGCAGUUGAUGUCCCCAGAUGCAAACACACACACACACAUACACAGCGCUUUAGAAAGGGCCAGGAGAUAUCACACCCAUAUUUCAUGAGCACUGACCCCCUGGCAUGAACACCCGCCAGCACUGUGACUUCCAAAGCCAGAGCCACGUGUGCUCAUCAAGCUUGCAUUAAGCAGUUGGCGGGAGGCAGCCAUGGAGCUCCGGGUUUACAUGAUGGUUCUCUUUCGCUCGCUCUCUGAAGGGGAAGGCUACCAAGUAUUCUAUUUAUGCCAAGUCUGCGCUUUUAAUUGUUUUUAUUUUUUUUAAACAAAACCCCAGAUCUUUCCGUUUUGGGCAUAAUUUUUAUGAAGACCUGAGAUUUUACACACUAACAGAAUUUUAUGAAAAGCGACCAACCUCUUCAUGGAACUAAACCCUAUUGCAAUGCUUAGGGCUCACCAAGAAGGAACUCUUCCCCCGGAAGGCAUCCAUCAUGUUGCUCAGUUGUCUUUUCCGGCUUCCCUUCCCUAGAGCUUUCGUUCCCUCUGUUGCUAAGUGCUGAAAAUGGCAUCGUUACGAUCACCACAGUGAGCCUGACUCUCCUCGGCCCAGCCUGGGAUGCACUCGUGUGACGCCCAUGGCUCUUGAACCAGGAGUUGGCCCCGUUACAUCACGGCCUCUGAUCUGGUUGCUUUCUCGAAUCAACUGCUUUAACUUCAUUUUACAAGGCUGUUUUACCCAAAUACACAGGACUUUCUAUGCAUGUCCCCCUCUGCCCCUACUUUGCCAUCCUCUCUCUGCCAGGAGAACUAGCCUUUUAUUCCUAGUGAUCUACUUUUAAUUUUAGAAUGUUUGCGAUGUAUCAUGCUUGUUGCCGAAAUUGUUUAUGGCCUUUCUGUCUCAGUUUUUUCUUUUCUUCCGAUGGUACUUCUGCUGGUUACAACCUAUAUUGUUGAAACGCAGAUGGCUUCUUUAGGAGUAACUUUUAUAUUUAUUUAAGAAUUUUUAAAUUAUGGGAUUUGUGUUGUUGUUGUUGUCUUUGUUGUUGGUCAUUUGUCAAUAUUCAGUCACCAAUUCUGCUCACUUCUUGCCAUGGAUAAAAUUGAGUCUUUCUGGCCAAUUAAAAAAAGACAGCUUUAUAAAAUGGCACUUUAUACAAGCCAUAGAUAGUUUUAUUUUUAUAAUGCACAUGGCAAAGCAAAUACAUUUGUGAUGAAGGAACUGCUCAUCUAAGCAAAAGAUUCAUGUAUGAUAUGAUUAAAUCUUUCUACAUUCUGAUUUACUCCCCCCCUACCCCAGGCCCCCCCCCCCCACCUAAAUGUGUUUUUAAAGGCUAAUUAUCAACUCAUUUAAGCAGUGAGAAAUCGAUCAAAUUGCACUGUUCUCCUGUAAGCACCCUCCACCAGACACCUCUUACUACUACAGAUGUGUCAUUCCCUAUAAUAGGACCAGGGACCACAUAGUUAAGGUGAGGGUUUUUGUAGAUGCUUCCAGUGUCACUGUGCCUGUCCAUUUGAAGGGCUUCCUUUUCCUGUAGAGAACAAGACCGCCCAGACGCCACGCUUCUGCUAGCUGGAGGACCCAGCAAACCCUGCACAUGCCGCACACAGACACAUCCGUGUCCGUGCUCAAUAGUGUUCAUUAUCCCGGACAGUAACAGGGUAAGGCAGCUGAUUUGCCAUUGUUAAAAACUGAUUGAUAGUAACUUAGAACAACUGUACUUUGGUUGGAUUAGCAAAUUGUGUUUUUAAACAAGUCCCAUAUGUUGGGCAGCAGUUCAAAUAAGCACUGCGAAAUGUUGCCCACACGUGGUUCUCCCACUGUCCCGCAUUGAUAAGGCUGGGCUUCAGGAUCAAAACAAAAACCCCCAACAGCAGCAUGCAAGUGCUUUUUAACUCUGGAUACCCUUGCCAUGAAUUCUUGGUAUUCAAGGUCUAAUGAGGAAGAACAAGGGAAGUUAGUGGCCCUUUUUCGAAAGAACAAAACCACCAAGUGUUCCAGUUAUCUUUGUGUCUUAUUUUGACAAAGCGAUGUCCCAACAGGGAAGAACGUGAGCCUGUGUGUGAUCUCCAAGCCCCAGUUCGAGCGUGGGACGUGCGUCCACAUGCCACCGGCGGCAGUGCCUUCCCCCUCCUGAAGGACACCACAUGGGUUUCAGAGUCAGGCAGGCAAUGUGAGGUGCCUUUAUGAGAGCGACAUGCUGGGUGGGGCUGGGAGAGGACAAUUAUUGACAGUGAUGUGCAAUGAAGUGACAAGAUGAGAGCAGAAUAAUAAGAGCUUUGAAUUUGAAGUGAUUUUUUUCAUAAGUUAUUUAUUCCUUUUUUUUUUUCUGUGUAAAUAUAUUUAUUUUACUGUGGAGCUCUAACAACAUCUGGAUGGUAACAUGUGCAGAAUGUAAGUAGGAAUGUAUUCUGUAGGAAUGUCAAUCUGUACUAGAAGGGGGUCUGAGCCAGACCCCUGGGUCUUCUCAUCGUAUGCACAGUCCACAUUCAUUUUUACUCUCUUCUCUAAAAUAUGGGUCUAUUUGAAAUAUGCAAAAGGUAUGGAUGAGGAAUGUUUUAAUACCUCCAAAUUUUUAAGAAAAUCAAGCAUCAAAGGGUUGAUAUUUUUAAACUUUUUUUAGUCGCACUUUCUCUCUGACAGAAGGGGCAACCACACCACUGACACCCUCAUUCACACCAAAGGGUGAGAACUAGCCAAGCCACUCCCACUGGAGGAGUGUCUUUCUCAAUUGUGCUGUUUAUUGCCAUAGCCCCUCAGAGUGUCCCAACUGCCCUGAGAUCAAUCAAGGAAAAUUUCUUAAAUAAAUAAACUCCAAAGAGCCAAGUGUCAACUUACGGAUCAUUUUUAAAGCUUAAAUUUAUUAACCACCCUUGGUGGUAAAUAAUGAAUUAUGAAUCUGCAGGGCAGCCUUCUCAGAUGACAGAUGUUAAAAAAAAAAAAAAAAAGAAAACCAACCAGAGAGAGAGACUCUACUUUGUGCAGCGAUUGUUAUUCUCUAUAUGAAUUGUCUUAAUUUCAAAAUCUUGCUGUUACAAAUUGAACCUUUAUACACUUUCUGAAAAGAAUUGAAAAAAGCAUAUUUAACCUUUUCUGGCUGUAAAUGGUUAACUUCCUGUAACUGCCAGUGGCAGUGAGGUGUGUGCGUCCUGCUUAUGUACAAUUGUUUUCAGGGCUUCUGAGAAUGAGUCUAAAUGGUUCUUGAAAAUUAGCCAGGAUCAAGUACUAUUGCAAACAAAGCCAAUAAAAAUUGUGGAUGUCUUUUGGGGAUAACAAGUUUGGAAGAGAAGUGUGGUCCAUACAACCAAGAUUUGGAACAGAUGUACAUAGCAACAUGUUUGGUGCAUGGUUUUUGAGGAGGGCUUUUGUCAAAAAGGAGGUGUAACCUUUCCCCCACAGACCUGAGAGCUGUGCCUUUUCUAUGCAAUAUUACAGACGUUACAUCAGAACCCAGAUGGUUGUAUUCACAUGUAGGUUUGAGCUGUAAUCUGAACAAUUGGACAGAUUAAAUGUACAUGGAAAUGAGCAGUCUUACUUUUGUAGUUUUAUAUUAUACAAUAAACAGUUAAAAGAUGA
Bubalus bubalis (water buffalo) is the source of this 6634-nucleotide messenger RNA. It is a transcript of the gene SERTAD2, whose product is annotated as SERTA domain containing 2. The transcript has 3 exons. NCBI's taxonomy places the organism in Eukaryota, Metazoa, Chordata, Mammalia, Artiodactyla, Bovidae. The coding region runs from base 1378 to 2340 and encodes 320 amino acids. Gene Ontology annotation, molecular function: transcription regulator activity. Gene Ontology annotation, cellular component: nucleus. The record is from RefSeq and is a predicted model, not a curated record.